GGACAUAGAACAAAUUUUGAUAACAUGGCUGACAGGGAGAAGACGACGGAGAAGGGAUUUUUAGCUAGAACAGCUAGCAUUACUUCAAAAAGGGCCAAAAGAGCUGGUGAAAAGGUGAAGCAGAAACUGGGGAAAGCCAACGAGACUAAAGAUGUCACAUUUGAUGAAUUCGUCGCCAAUUUCAACAAACAGCAGGCUGCAGCACAGAGAUUACAGAAAGAUUUCAAAAACUACAAUGCUUGUAUCAAAGCCAUGGUUGCUGCAAGUUUAGAGUUUGGAGAGGCCAUUAAAGAAGUAUAUGAGCCAGAUUGGGCUGGUCGAGAUGUUACCUUCCAGUUACUUGAUAAACUCCAUAUGUAUUGGACAGAUUUACAAGAAAAACUACAAGAUGAGGUAUUAGGACCACUCACAGCUUACCAAAGUCAAUUUCCUGAUAUUAAGGCUAGGAUUAAUAAACAUGGAAGAAAAUUAGUUGAUUAUGACAGAUUAAGACACAACUUUGAGGCCCUUAAUGCUAAAGGAAAAAAUGCUGAUCAAAAGAAAUUGACUCAGUCGCAGGAAGAAUUCAGUGAAGCAAAGUCUGUCUACACAAAGCUGCAUGCUGAGCUUUAUGAAGAACUUCCAGCACUSUAUGAUAGCCGAAUUGCAUUUUAUGUUUCAUCAUUUCAAAGUAUAUUUAAUGCAGAGGCAGUCUUUCAUAGAGAAGCUGCUAAGAUUAAAACUCAAAUGAAUGACCUUCUUGAUGGUCUGGUUGUUGAAGCGUCAUCAGGAACGCAUACAACUAGGAGACCUUUUCAACUAUCAAGUGUCAAUCCAAUAGCAUCAGACAGCGAUGGUGAAGAGCAGGCCUCAAACUCAGGCCAGACUGAUUCUCAGCAAGGAAGUAUUGCUCUCUCUACUGAUAAAGAAGUGAAAGCUGAUGAUUCUGAAACUGACAAAGCCAUCAAUGAGGUUGAUGACGAAGCAACCAAUCCUUUUAAUACAAAUGAUAACCACACUGAGGAUGACCAACCGGCAACUGAACCARAAACAAAGCCACAAGUACCUCCACCAUAUCAAGAUGAACAAGAUGAACAAGAUGGAGCACCUAUACCACCUGUAGUACGACCAACUCCUGCUCCAAGGCCUCCACCUCCUCAACAAAAACCAGAACCAGACAAAGAGUCAACUGCUCUGACAGAGGUACCUGGCUCAUUGUAUAGGGUUCAAGCAACCCACAAAUAUGAAGCAGAAGAUGACGAUGAAUUAUCAUUUGAGAAAAACGAUGUCAUAUUUGUUAUUCCUUUUGAAGAUGCAGAAGAGCAAGAUGAUGGCUGGCUAAUGGGAGUUCUUGGUACAACAGGAUUCAAAGGAGUAUUUCCAGCUAACUUUACCAAAGAAAUUACYUAGCAUACAUCAAAUUAUUAUUAGAUUUUUAAAGGUAUUUAAUUAUUUUAAAGACAGCUACAUAGAUAAAGGACAUUUACAUAUGUUUCUUUCAUGAAUAAUAAUUUUUAUUCUGAGGGAAGACAAAUCAGCAAUAUCCUUUUAUUAAUUUUUAUAUGUAAUUUUAUUGUUUUUUAUGAGUUUUCAAGAUUUAGGAUUUAUCAACAGGAUUUUGCUACGUGCCUUCGCUAUACAUGUAUAUCUAAAAUAAAUUAGUUUAAGUAAUGCACCGAGUAAGAACUAGGGAAGCAAACGGCAUAGGAAUGCAAGAAGGUGCUAAUUGUGCAUUGUAUAAUCCAUUCAUCCCAUUGGUUAAAACAUGAAAA
Messenger RNA from Exaiptasia diaphana, 1751 nucleotides. RefSeq names its product myc box-dependent-interacting protein 1. The transcript is spliced from 16 exons. NCBI's taxonomy places the organism in Eukaryota, Metazoa, Cnidaria, Anthozoa, Actiniaria, Aiptasiidae. The record is from RefSeq and is a predicted model, not a curated record. Bases 25 to 1389 code for a protein of 454 amino acids. Gene Ontology annotation, molecular function: protein binding; phospholipid binding. Gene Ontology annotation, cellular component: cytoplasm; plasma membrane.